AUGAGGCAUCAAGUGGAGGAGAUGUUCUAUCAUGCGUAUGACGGUUACAAGCGAUUCGCCUUUCCACAAGACGAGCUGAAACCUCUCAGAGUUCAACUGGGGCGUGGAGUACCUUUUUCAGCAUCUCUCCUCCCCUGCCUCCGUCUGUUGCCCCUGCAUCCUCCCCUGUUGCCACCUACCACACCACAGCUGCUGGGCAACGUAUCCGAGUUCAACUGGGGCGUGGAGUACCUCUCUCAACACCUCUCUUUUGACCUGGACAUACGCGUCAACGUGUUUGAGGCCAACAUAAGGGCGUUGGGAAGCCUCCUGUCCGCCCACAUGCUUAUCCUGCAAAGCUGGGACCCCACGCUGCCACCUGUCCAUCCCUCAUUGGCCGGCGUGCACCUGGCACCUGGCUACAAGGGCCGUUUGCUGGAGCUGGCUAUUGAUCUGGGCUUCAGGGGAGUACUUCCAGACGACGUCACUCAUACAUGCACUGCUGGCGCGGGCACUCUGUUGCUGGAGUUCAGUGCGCUCUCAAACCUCUCCGGGAUUCCCAUCUUCCAGGAGAAGGCGGAGGCAGCAGUGGUUGCUCUGUACAGAAGGAGGUCGCCUCUGAACCUUGUGGGCAAUGGAAUCAGCAGCACGUCAGGUGGGAGCAACUGCUGUGAGCACCCCAGCAUUGCCGUCAGCAGGAUGGUAGUGCCACCCUGCUGCUUCCAGGUGUAUUCCGGUGCAAUGCGGUACAUGGCGGUGCGGGGGGAGUCCAUGGUGCGCUGGCUGCUGGAUGUGGGCAUAGACAAUGGGCAUUUGGGCCGGCACUAUGCCUCGUCCCUGCAGGCGUUCUGGCCUGCCAUGCAGGUAGGCAGUAAUGAGGAAGCACAAGUGCUUGUAACGGAGUGUGGGUUUGCAAGCGUUGGGGACGUGCAGACGCAUCGACUUGACGACCACAUGGAAUCGUUUCUGCUCUCGGAAACACUUAAGUACCUCUACCUCCUAUUUUCACCUCACAUUGACAUCGCCACCCGAGCACAAGGUCCCAGCAGCGCCCCCUGUGUGGUGCGCCUCGUUAACUUCCCCCCACUCAAGAAUGAGAGUCCCUCUGGGCAUCAAACGAAUGUGACUGUACGAGAGGGUGGGGAGGAGAAUGGGGGCGAGGACGAGGAGUGGGAGGGAGAGAAGAGAGAGGAGAGAGGGAAAGGAGAGAAUGGGGAGAUGGGUGCGGGGGAGAGGGUGCUUGGGAGGGGAGAGGAGGGCAGGGGGGGGCGAGGGGAGGGAAAGGACGGAAGAGUGGAGGGGAGGAGGGAAAGAGGGGAGGUGAGGGAGGAAAGAGGGAGGGGACAGGAGCUUGUGAAUACUGUGAGUGUAGACCUGCCUGCAGGGGCUGCUGAGUUUGGCCCUCUCCUUGGGAAUGAUGAUGAUGGUGAUGGUGAUGGUGAUGGUGGGAGUUAUGGUGGUGGUGGUGGUGGUAAUAGUGAUGGUGAUGUUGAUGGUGGUGUUAGUGGUGAGGGUUUUUGUUUGAAUGAUGGUGCUGUUGAUGAUGAUGUUUAUGAUGAUGAGGAUGAUGACAGUGAUGUUGAUGGGUGCGGGGAUGCUGAUUCUAACGCUGUUGCUGGUGCUGAUGCUGAUGUGGAUGCUGCUUCAGCAGCUACUGGCACCGAAACCCCUCCUCCCACCUCUCCCCCCAGCUCCAUUCUCGGAACCCUCGCAGAAGCAUCCCCUAUACAAGCGUGUGUGGAGCUCUUAUCAAAUCCUGGCGAGGUGAAAGGGCGGGUGGUGGUGGUGAUGCGAGGAGGGUGCUCCUUCCAACAGAAGGUGGUAGCAGCACAGAGAGCAGGCGCUGCUGCCGUGAUAGUUGUGAACCAUGAGUUGGGGGGAGGGGCGCUGAACAUGGCCCCUGAUGUCCCCGGUUCGGAUACAGUCACACCCGAAGGUGGGGUGUCAGAGGGUGGUGAAGGGACGGAUUCAGAUACAGUCACACCUGAUUCUGGAGUUUUGCAGGGUGGUAGUGAUGGGACGGAUUCUGAGAAAGUCACUCCCGUUGGGCAGAUGGCAGGAGGUGAUGGAGUGUCACCAGGGAAAAUAAAUCCUUUAUCGCCAACCUUGUCAGAAGAAGGAUCGGAGGCAGCAGCAGAAGGAUCAGCGGCAGGAGAAGGAUCAGCGGCAGGAGAAGGAUCAGCAGCUGGAGAAGGAUCAGCAGCUGGAGACGGAUCAGCAGAAGGAGAAGAACCACUAUCAGCAGCAGAAACACCAGGGGUAGGGGAUUCUAAUUCGGCAGUGCGAAUCCCUUCGGUAAGCCUGGGCAAUGCAGAUGGCACUCUGCUAUUGGCGUCGCACACAGUCGCAGAUUCCCGAGUAUGUGGGGAAUGCGAAUCAAUUGCACAAUUCCGUCCGUCAAGCACCCCAGCACAGCACUCAGGGGAUGUCUCCCCCUUCCCCCGCAAGUCCCGAACCCGAAUCCGAGCUUCGAGCUUCAAGGGGCGCGUUUGUGCGGUUCGCCGAGCCGCGCCCAGACCUAUACCCCGGAAACCGAACCAGACCCUUGACGCGCUCGUUCCCACCGCCCUCCCCUACCUCGCCAACCUCGGUGUUUCCGCACCGUAG
Molecule: messenger RNA, 2586 nt
Organism: Closterium sp. Yama58-4
Lineage: Eukaryota; Viridiplantae; Streptophyta; Zygnematophyceae; Desmidiales; Closteriaceae
Source: the annotation of a GenBank genome assembly